This is a messenger RNA of Nicotiana attenuata, 1861 nucleotides long. RefSeq names its product probable flavin-containing monooxygenase 1. Bases 110 to 1681 code for a protein of 523 amino acids. Gene Ontology annotation, molecular function: flavin adenine dinucleotide binding; NADP binding; N,N-dimethylaniline monooxygenase activity. The transcript has 5 exons. The record is from RefSeq and is a predicted model, not a curated record. Lineage: Eukaryota; Viridiplantae; Streptophyta; Magnoliopsida; Solanales; Solanaceae.
AGAGGAAAGGUAGAUCAACUACCAAUAAAUUAAUACUUAUAGGACUAUCAAAGUUUGUGUGGACUUGGUGAAGUACAGAAAUCAAGUUAUUCAUCCUAUCGCAGUAACAAUGGCAACUAAUCACAGAAAGAAGCAGGUGAUAGCAAUAAUAGGAGCUGGAAUAAGUGGUCUCUUGGCCUGCAAAUACAGCCUUUCAAAAGGUUUCGAUCCCAUAGUGUUUGAAUCCGAGGACAGCAUUGGGGGUGUGUGGACUAAGACCAUUGAGAGUACCAAGUUGCAGACACCAAGACCUUUUUACCAGUUCUCUGAUUUUCCAUGGCCUGAUUCUGUAACCGAUAUGUUCCCCGGCCAACAAGCUGUAAUGGAGUACAUUGAAUCGUAUGCUCGUCACUUCGACUUGCUCCGACACAUUCAGUUCAAUAGCAAAGUGUUGAGCCUCAGUUAUGAAUCUGGUGGCGGCUCUGACGGAGAUCAAUGGAAUUUGUGGGGCGGCGCCGGGGAGCCUUUAAGCAGUAAAGGGAAGUGGAAUGUCACUGUACAGGACACUCAAAACCCCUCCCCGCAGGUAUACCAAGUUGAUUUUGUAGUGGUUUGCGUGGGAAGAUUCAGCCAAGUUCCAAACAUCCCUGAAUUUCCUCUAAAUAAAGGUCCCGAAGUAUUUGAGGGUAAAGUUAUCCAUUCAAUGGAUUAUUCCAAAAUGGACUCCACAACUGCAACCAACUUCGUCAAAGGAAAACAUGUAGCCGUCAUUGGGUCCCAGAAAUCAGGAAUGGACAUUGCCAUGGAAUGCUCCAUAGUUAAUGGGAUUGAACGUCCAUGCACAGUAAUAACCAGGACACCACAUUGGAACAUUCCCGAUUAUUUUCCAUGGGGAUUCCCUUUGGCAUAUCUCUACCUAAAUCGAUUCUCCGAACUUAUGGUGCAUAAACCCGGCGAAGGCCUUCUUCUAAGUCUCCUCGCCACAACUCUUUCACCAUUGAGGUGGGCCUUCUCAAAAUUUGUAGAAAGUUAUUUACAACACAAACUCGGGCUUGCAAAACAUGGAAUGGUGCCAGAUCAUAGUUUCUUAAAGGAAUUGAGUUCAUGUUUAAUUUCUAUAGUGCCUGAGGGCUUUUAUGACAGAGUUGAGGAAGGAAGUAUCAAGCUCAAGAAAACAAAGAGCUUUGGAUUCUCAAAAGAAGGCAUCGUGCUCGAGGGUCAGGCUGAACCAAUAAAAUCCGACUUAGUCAUACUCGCUACUGGCUUCAAGGGAAUUGAUAAGCUCAAACACAUUUUUGAAUCACCAAAAUUCCAAGGCUUCAUUGCAGGGAAAGAUGAUUAUGCAGUUCCUCUCUAUAGGGAAUGCAUUCAUCCCCAAAUUCCACAACUGGCAAUAAUUGGAUUCUCAGAAAGUGUAGCAAAUCUAUACACCUCGGAAAUAAGAUGCCGAUGGCUGGCAGAACUUCUUGAUGGAAAAUUUAAGCUACCUAAUAUCAAGGUCAUGGAGAAAGACAUAGCAGAAUGGGAUAAAUACAAGAAGAGAUAUUCAUAUUCGAAGAACUACAGGAGAUCAUGCAUCGCUGCGUUGCAUAUUUGGUACAAUGACCAACUGUGCAGGGACAUGGGCUGGAAUCCUAAGAGGAAAAAGGGUCUUUUGGCUGAGUGGUUCGAUCCUUAUGGACCAAUGGAUUACGCCGGCUAACAUAUAGUAUAAGAGUCUCUUUCAUCUGUGUCUCGCUUGUUUUUAAAAUCCUGCUGUACUUUUCUUAUUUUCUUUCGUGUUGAUGGUCGGGUACUUUACAGCUUGUUUGGAUGGUUGUUACCUGCUCUAUUGUAUGAGACUGUUACUUUAAAUCCAAUGUUUGUUUUGAUUGUUACUUAA